Vollenhovia emeryi is the source of this 5387-nucleotide messenger RNA. RefSeq lists its product as uncharacterized. Bases 1605 to 4571 code for a protein of 988 amino acids. Gene Ontology annotation, cellular component: ciliary inversin compartment. Gene Ontology annotation, biological process: protein localization to ciliary inversin compartment. The transcript is spliced from 9 exons. Gene Ontology annotation, molecular function: protein binding. The record is from RefSeq and is a predicted model, not a curated record. NCBI's taxonomy places the organism in Eukaryota, Metazoa, Arthropoda, Insecta, Hymenoptera, Formicidae.
UUAAUAAUUUUAAGGGAAGACUGUACAUAUUUUUAGAUUUUAUUAAAUGACUACUUUACUUACGAUAGUUUGGUUAUUACCUUUAAUUACAGUUUUUUUUUAUUAGAAUUUUUGCUGAGUUAAAUCAUAGGCCUGUGGAUUUUAUGGAUGUUACGCGACGCGCGUUUGCCCGGACAAUUUAAUCUUCUAAGGGCUGUAAUUGCACAGAAAACUGCAUAGCCACAUAUGCAUCCCUUAUAGAAAUGUAAGCGAAAUAAUUACUAGAAAAUUACUGUACAUCAAUAAUUUCUAAUACAGUAAUUCAAUUACUGAACUCUAGUAAUUGUUCAGCGCUUUUUUCGUUCCCAGUUACUGCAUUUCUGUAAGGGAUAGCAUAAGAAUCGUCCAAACAAAUGAGCAUCGAGCAUCGGGUCGCCAUAUUGAUUCACGUAACGUGCUCAUUGGUCUGGACGGUCUUAUGUUAUGCACAUGCGGCUAUGUAAUUUUGUGCGCGAUAAUUCCCAUUGUAUUUUUACAGAUGUAUCGGUUUUCGGAACAUAAUAAAAGAGAUAAAGAAUGAAAAGAAUCUUGUGUGUCACCUUUAAAUACAAUCACGUGAAGAUGUAAGAUUAUGCAAGAAUCUCUCUCUCUCUCUCUCUCUCAAUAUAACCUAUCCAUGAAUGGAAAAGUUAUUCUGUGAAGCCGUUUGCCAUAUCGAUAAAUAUUUGUUUAUCUUAUCACUUGUAGCGUGUUCGAUAGAAUUCUAUAUGAUACAUGUAAAUUGCUGAAGCAACUUACUUGCCUCGACCAAUUUUUGGACGUAAAAACCGCCAUAAAGCUAAAUUAAUUCUCUUUAGCUAGUCACGAAAGUAUACAUACUGAGCAUAUAAUUUACAUCUAAUAUCUGGUUCGAAGUGUUCGUCCGCGAUAUGACUCUUUAAAGGCUAAAGAUAGCGAGGAAAUAAUAUUUUCUUAUCUAUUUACGUCUUUGAAGUGUAUUUCUUAGAAAACUCUUCAGCUAUCGCGUUAGUUCGAAGUUGUUAAUGAGAAGAAAAUACACACACACGCGCGCGCGCGCACGCACGCACACGCAGCACACGCACGCACACACACACGCACACACACACGUUUCUUCUGCGAUGAACACUGUUGAGUUUUUGUAGCGAUAACGUCAUUACUACACGCAAUGGUACCUGGUGCGCGUUUGCGGGUUGCGUGCGAGUUGCGUACGCGCGGUCGACGGUACGCGUGUCGACGGGCGGAGCUCAUCCCGGCAUAUUAAAUUAACACGAUUACUCAGAACCGUAUCAAUUUUCUAAAUUGCUUAAUUGCUUUUAAAUUGCGUCUCUCGCAAGGCCCUUCAGUGAUGACGUAUUCGUUCGGAGUUACGAAUCAUAGAAGGCAAAAUCGUGAAACACAGCGCCAGGGAAAUAUGAUGUGCCGCACAUCAAAAUAGGAACUUUGGAUUUGGGAUGAUUCUAAGAUGUAUAUGAUUCAUAUUGGAACGAGGUCCCUGAGUUCAAGAGGACGUUAAUUGAUGCGCGAAGAAACACGUGGAUACGGCUUUCAUUAAUUCUUUUUGGACAGUCAUUUACUUCACUCGGGAGAAACCCAGGCGGCACACCAUGGCCAAUUCCGGCCGAAUUACGCCGAUCCGAAUCGAGAAGUGGACGUUGCAACGCGUCUCGAUUCCGGAUUGUUCGUCCGUGAGUUCUUUGGAAGAGGAUUACGGAUCUACCGGGUCCGAGGACAUGUCUAUUAGCCCGGACACGUCCUGCCGCUCGAGCGCGGACGCGGACAAGAGCUUUGACCUCGACGAGGACUUCCGCGAGAAGCUGACGAAAUACGAAGACAUAAUCGAGAAGAUCGAGAACCUACGGCUCGCGCGCAACAACGAAAAUAUCAAUGAAGACGGCGAAGAUACUAACGAGAACGUCAGCAGGACGCGCCGUAUCAGCAGCGAGAACGUAGAUAACAUAGAGUACCGGGGCAGUUGCAAGUCGCAAACGGGCCGUCAUACUGAUAGCGAGGACAUAAACAACAACGAGGAUAACGUCACGGCUGAUGACAAUGAGGGCCGUCUGCCACUUAACAUACGCGACGACACACGUGACAAGAAGCGAUGUCACUCUUUGUACGAUGGGGAUUUCUUGGACGACGAUUCGGAGACCGAGCAGGCGGGACGACAGGAGCACGAAGACUCUGACGAUUCCGAUUUGAUCCAACGGGGACCGAUCAAGCCCGACUUCCAACCCCUUCGGGGACACCCGUACUCCAUGGUGAGCUGGCUGUCGCGCGCAAACGAUGGCGCGGACGCCGCCUACGCGGUGGACUACGACAAGACGGCCGAGCAGAUCCUGAGGAACAAGGAUUAUAGCGAGAAGCUGAAUCCCUGCCUGGACCAGUUGUCGGACUCGAGCCGUAAUCAGGCAUCGAUCGGACUGAUGGGUCUGGCGAUGGAACCCAGCUGGACCGGAGAAAAUAACAACGAUGUCCUCUGUAACGGUGUCCCUAGCAACGACACCGCGGCGCUUCCCUCCAUAGUCGUCGACGAUCCGGGAGAGGAGUCCUUGAUGGACAUCCUGUCGCGUGGCGGUUUUCAAGCCGCGGUCUCGGUCUUCUCGGACGCCGGCAGUCACUCGAUUCCCUCGCCGGGCGCGAAGACCUGGUCCGACUCCCCGGCGAGCAGCCACAACUACGUCGUCUCGAGGUCGAACAGUCGGGCGUCGAGUCGCGCCCAGUCACCGGGCUCUGCUGCGAACUUGGAGUCGCCGCAGAUGCAUGUCAACGUUAUUGGCAGCCCGCUCGGUUCGCCGCAGGUCGCAUCGACGUAUCGGGUGCAAGCGCUGUCCUCCUCGUCCUCGUCCAACCAGUCCGACAGCGACGUGUCCAGCCCGUCGAAUUACCAGGCGCCCCUGAAUUAUCAGACCGAGGACCAGCUUGGCGAAUCCCUAUCCAGUUGGAAGGGCAUCUACGAUUCGUCGGGGACGAUCGUCAAUAGCAGCGACACGAUCGACUGCGCGUUGCUCCAGCUCGUGGAGCAGGUCAUAGAGGAGGACAAGCAGAGCAAGGCGCUGAAGGAGCCGCAGGUUGCCUCAAACGCACCCUGCUUCUCGUCGGUCUACAACGACCGAUGCGUGUCCGUGCGAACGUUGGGGAGUGAUCUGAAUCCGGCGUCGCGCGAGUGCCCCGCGAGAGCCAUGCGAAGCGAGAAGCUGGAGGCCUGCCUGGACAUACCGAACGCGAACACCAUCCAGGUCGACGGUCUGCCCAUCGACGGCAGCCUCGUGUCGGUCUACGCGAGCAAGGGGAGCACCGGCGGAUGCGCGUACGUGAAUCGUGCGGUGAACGCGGCGGACAUGGAGCCGAGGUAUUACGGGCCGAAGAACGGCGGUCGGGUCAACGUUAUGCCGCAGCGCAACGACGCGAACACCCUGCACGAGAUCGGGCUGACCGGCGAGACGCCCGCGAAGGCGUCCGAGCAGAAUUUGCGCGCGUCGCAGGAGAAGUACGCGAUGUUCCAUGCCGCCGGUGGAGAGAAGAGAUACGACCAGCCGCCGAUGUUUGUACCUAGCGACUAUCAGAUACCAACGAUGGUCUCCUCAUUCGUAUCCAGCCGUCCGCAGAGGAACUCAAAUCGAGGCAUUGUACCGUGGCCUUCGCUAAACUUACCGUCUGUAAGAGCGAGCGAGAGGCUAAAGGAAGGAUUGCAUCCUAAGGAAGUGGAAAGAGCCAUGAGUAAUCUGCUGAAGAAGUCCGUGGAGGAGCUGGCGGCCACGGACGAGGAUGGUGACACAGCGCUGAUGUGUCUGGUGGGUAAUCCGGAGGAGUUAACGAGGAAGAAAGCUUACUUGGUGCCACUGGUUGAGAGAUUGGGCAACCUGCCGGGCGCUCUGUCGAUGGUGAACAACCGCAACGAGGACGCUUUGUACUUGGCUGCCAUGAAUUGCCCGGAAAUGCCGUACGUCACCGGAUACCUGGCCGCCGCAAUGCUGCAGAAGGGGAUCGAUAUCAACCAAAGAUUAUAUCGCAUGCGCGGCGACACGCUGAUACACUCGGUCGCGGCACGCGGCGAUUCCCACGGAGAGAUCUUGGCGGAGCUGCUGGCAUUGAGGACGGUGCAGGGAAAUCCCGUGUUCGACUUAUCGAGGUGCAAUUGUGACGGGAAAACCGCUCUUCACGUUGCAGUCGAAUCGCACGAUCCCACCGGACGGGGCGUCAAGUCCUUGGCCACGGCGCGUCUUCUCUUGGAGAACGGCGCAAAUACCAAGGUCAAAGAGAGCAAGUCUGGCGACACCGCUUUACAUAUGGCAGCCUCAUUGAGUUGCGAUCCCGCACUCCUGAAGGUGUUGCUGUGCAAAGCCGCUCCGAAUGUCGUAAACGAGACCAACUACAUGUUCAACACGCCGCUGCACAUGGCCGCAGCAGUCUCGAAUACCGUAAACUUGGAGAAGCAGAAGGAGGUCUGCCGGCUCCUGAUACAAGCCGGAGGCCAGACGAACAUACAAAACCGGCAGGGGAAGACGCCCCUGGCGCUCGUAUCGCCGGAAAGGAAAGAGGCCAUCAAGAGGAUAUUCUACAAGAAAGCGUGAUAAAAGACACGGAAAUGGGCUCGAUGAUGGGCUUCACAUAAGACUGAUCUCUGCGGAAGUAUUUAGGAGCGCGCACUUGGACUCCUUGGCGCUUCCCGCUUCGUUUCGUGAACUACUGCGACAGGAUUCGCUUAUCACGAGCAAACCCUCAAGACUGUGACGCGAUCCGUACCAACGAUACGCGCAACAUUAUUAAUCGCGUGAAAUUAUCGAGGAAAUUGUAGUCCCGAGUUGCGUGUCGAUAAGGAAAAGCAUAAUUUACUACGCUACAACAUCUUCGUAUUCGCAUUGUCCGUUUAACACCAGACGUGGACACUAUCUUCUUUUCGAGAAGUAGCUAUCAACGUUCUUCAAACGGAAGAAAUGUGAAACACAUAUGCAUGUUACGUCUACGUAUAUGUAUAAAGUUACACGAUAUUUCCUUAUCUUUACUUUUAGAAUGACACUUACUAUUCUAAUCGCAAUCUAGUGAUACGUAUAAUAUAAUUUUAAUACGAAAAGAGAUGCUUAAAGCGAACAGGCACGUUCAAUGAUAAACAUAAGAGUGUGCCUUAAAAUAUCAUGGUGUCAUACGUGCCUUUGACCAGAGCUUGGUAUCUUAACUUUUUUUCAUUAAAGAUACAAAUAUAACAUAAAUCUUCAAUUUAUUCAAUUAUUCAAGAGAUACGAAUACACGUAACAUUUCUUGAAUUCCUUCGAUUUUAGAUAUAGAUAUAAGAUGCACUCCCUUAUUGUUAGUAGCACAAUGUUAGAAAUGCAUUGGUCGACAUUGUCCAACGUAAAGCCAAUAUGGGCCGUGGACUAAACGUAAAUAUU